AUGGACAACCAUCCCCACCGACAAAUCCGCGCCAAAUACACUGUCUACCAAGCCUACACCUCCUCCAUCGCAGACGCCGCUCUGGAUGCCCAAAGAUUCGUCCCUCCGUUCUCCCGCACACACAUAACCUGGGUUAAAGCCUCCUUUCUGUGGAUGGCGUAUCGAAGCGGCUGGGCCCGGAAACCCAAGCAGGAACGCGUCCUGGCCAUUUAG
Messenger RNA from Aspergillus thermomutatus, 213 nucleotides. RefSeq lists its product as uncharacterized. The record is from RefSeq and is a predicted model, not a curated record. Bases 1 to 213 code for a protein of 70 amino acids. Lineage: Eukaryota; Fungi; Ascomycota; Eurotiomycetes; Eurotiales; Aspergillaceae. The transcript has a single exon.